Molecule: messenger RNA, 1671 nt
Organism: Thunnus maccoyii (southern bluefin tuna)
Lineage: Eukaryota; Metazoa; Chordata; Actinopteri; Scombriformes; Scombridae
Product: zona pellucida sperm-binding protein 3 receptor
Exons: 11
Coding region: 64-1473 (469 amino acids)
Source: RefSeq, a predicted model, not a curated record
UGCUGGCACUUGUGAUCCGUCUUGGAAGAUUUGUUUACGCACCGAGCAAAACGGACGACAAAUAUGUGGAGUGCCGGGUGGAAUAUUCUGAUUUUAUCGUUUGCCUCACUUGCCUCAGCGCAAAUUCCUAAGAAAUGCUUUCCACCAUCGAAGUACCCGUCCACCAGACUAGCCGAGAAGUAUACCAAGAGACCGAGGUUUAACGUCGGGGAGAAGGUGUACUAUAACUGCGCUACAGGCUUCAUUCCUCACAGAGGCAGCCGGGCCGUGCAGUGUAUUAAUGGAGAAUGGACCAAGCUCACACUAAAAUGUGAAAAGAAAUCAUGUGGCAAUGCCGGAGAUCUGCCAAAUGGGCACUUUGAGUAUGAAGGGAAUUCAUUUGUUGGGGAGAAGGUUUACGCAGUAUGCAACAGUGGAUACACUCUGAAAGGACGCAACUACAUGAUAUGCAAGAAGACCGGCUGGACUGGCAAAGUCCCCUCUUGUGAAGAGGGUGAGACCACCUGCUCAAGUCCUGCUGUGGCCAACUCUGUGAAGAGUGGUGGAUCUGUUUCUGUGUACCGUGUGGGAGAGAACGUAACCUUCACCUGCAGCCCAGGUUUCCAGCUGGAUGGAGCUCAGCAGGUCACAUGUGGGCCAGACGGCCAGUGGCAGCCUAAACCCCCACAGUGCCUGCCCUCACCUGAUAAAAAUGAACCAACGCCUGGCUAUCAAGAAGCAGGUAAAUGUGGGGUACCAGAAGCCAUCGAAAAUGCCAGCCCUGCUGACAAGUACUUCAAAAUUAAAUCGUUCGCUUCUGGUGACAGAGUCCAUUACGUGUGUAAUAUUGGAUACAUUCCAUCAAGGGGCAGCAGAUAUCGCAUGUGUGACAAUGGAAAAUGGACACCGAUAACACUCAAAUGUGAACGAAGGUCAUGUGGCUCUGCGGGCGAGAUUCUAAAUGGACAGUUUAUGUAUGAUGGAAUCGAGUUUGGAGACGUUGCUACAGUCAUCUGUGAUGAGGGGUAUAUUCUUGUGGGAAAGGCAACCAGAACCUGCAUGAGUAACGGCUGGGAUGGACGUAUUCCCGUUUGUGAAGCUGUGGAUUGUCCGGAGCCUCCAGAAGUGGCAAAUGCUGAGAGGAGUGGCACACAGGAGUCACCUUACAUAUACAGGAGUGUGAUUCACUAUAAGUGUCGUGUGGGAAGACUUAUUGGACCAAAGGAGAUAUGGUGUACAGAGGAUGGGACAUGGAGCUCACCACCUCCACAGUGCAAAGAAAUGACAUGUCUGCCUCCAAAUGUUCCCAACGCCUACUGGAUGGGAGCUCACACCAACCAGUAUCAACACAGGGACACUCUAUAUAUCGAGUGUAAACGUGGCUACAGUAUGACUGGCCUGAACACCGUCACCUGCGGUAGUGAUGGGAAAUGGUCACCUGACCCUCCCACAUGUGGAAGAACACAACGGAGGACAUACCAGCGGCACUACUAGACAAGCUGAAAUGUGAGCUGCAGUUUAAACCAUUAAACAAAGGCCAGUGGAAGAUGGGGAAAUAUAGUCCUUUAAGCUACACUAAAUCUUCCUUCUAAAGCAAACCAAUGAUAUACUAAUGAUAUAUUUUUGUUAUUUCCUUUUUCCUACUUGACUUUUAUAAACUCAUUAUAAAGACAUUAAAGUGUUUGAAAUGAA